Molecule: messenger RNA, 1536 nt
Organism: Rhipicephalus microplus (southern cattle tick)
Lineage: Eukaryota; Metazoa; Arthropoda; Arachnida; Ixodida; Ixodidae
Source: RefSeq, a predicted model, not a curated record
AGGAGCGCGUGUUUCUUGGCGCAUUUAAACGUCUCGACAACGGCUGCUGCGGCCGGUAUUUACUUGAGUGUGGUGUGACGUGCUGUUCAUAGGCACCGGCAAAGUGUGGGACUAGCUUGAAUCUCCAAAAAGCUGAAGAAUAACGCGAAGUCCGGCACUGGUGAAAUGCUGGCCACACCGGAGACUCCCCCCAUGAGCCAGUCCAUGGUGGUGAGAGAGGCUGAACACAUUGUGCACCGGCUGGAGUCACUGGCCACCACGCCCCUCGUCGACACUAGCCAAAUCACACUCGUUGACUUCACCCUUAGCAGCCCCGAGCUCAACCUGACUGGCACGCCUCGGUGCAAGCUUUUUGAGGAAAAGACUUCCAAGAAAAAGGACACCUUGUUGGAGAACGAGCUAUCUAUGGUCGAAGAGCAACUGGCAGCUGCUUCCCUGGGAACUAGCACACCGUUGCAGCUGUCCCCGAGCGUCCCCGCAUUCGGGGAGAGUUUCACGAUCUGCUCUACGAAUGCAGCUGCUUUGGAACCCUCCAACAGCAAAGGCUUGUCUCCUUUGACCCGUCCUGCGGAUAUUCAGCGCAAGGUCGCUUCUCCCAACGAGUUGCUCCCCAGUCUGUUGCGCUGUGCUCUGGAAGACGCUCCUUCCAGCAAGCCAUUCCAGCUUCGUGGUGCUGGGAGACUGGCAGACAGAGCACUGCAUUGGUUGUCGCCUUCAGCCAUCGAGAAUGGGGCAACGGGGCUCCACGCUUUGGAUAGAGCAACUGACGGCAACCUUGACAGCACUCCGCCUCCUCCACUGCCGGCUCUUGGGGAGUCUGUCAUCACCAGGGAAUCCCCAACGACUGACAGGGUAGCAUUGGAUGCCUCGCCCACAACAGAAGCCACGUUUGCCAUCUCUGAUAUUCUGCCUGCGGAAACCACGGCUUCGUUGGCCAAGACGGAUGCCAUUAUAAUCGGGGCAGGAUCGUUGGAGCAAUCUUCCAAAAGUGCAGCGCUGGCCGUCGGGACUCUUGCUUCCGAACCAUUGCCGGUGCUUGGGGAGUCUUUCACUGUUGCGGGAUCCCAGGCGACUGACACGGAGGCAUCGAAUGGCUUGGCCGUGGCCGAGACCACGUUUGCUGUCAUUCCGGAUGCUCCCCCCGUGGAGACGGCAGUGAAGGAGGCUCCGUUGACCAAGAUGGACACCACCAUGACCGGGGAGGUUCUGACGCAGCAGACAUCUUCCAAGAUGGCGACACAGGCCUCCAGAAACACCCCAUGCACUCCACUCGAAUCAUUGCCAGGUAUCGUGGACUCGUUUGUUGUUGCAACGGAAUCCCUGGCUGCUGGCGCAGCAGCAUCGGAUGGCUCAUCCAUGGCUGUAGCUGUAGCCGAGACCACAUUUGCCAUCCCAGAACCUGUGGAAAGGGCAGCGAAGCAGAUGGGUGAUAUUAGGCAGCUCAAAGAGGCCUUAGUGAAAGCCCUGCUGGUCACUGUUGGACUGUUUGUGUGCCGUCUGACCCUCUUUCUUGGAACCGACAGUCGGGGUUAUUGA